GCGAUGUUAUUAAUUUAUCAAGAUUCUAGUGUAUCACAAUCUAUUAUUUUAUUUUUUUUAUUAUGUUUAGGAAAACCAUCAAGAAGCAAUUAAUGCGAACUACAGGUGUACAUGGAAAGUAUAUAGAUGCUGCUAGUGUGAACACAGCGAUAUAUUUGUAUUACAUUAUAUAUGGUAAAAAAAUCACAACGGUUAAAUUCGGCAGAGAAAAUCUUCUAUAUAUUAUCAUGACCAUCUGAAGAUCGAACAACUUCACAAUUUGUUAUUUUCCUUGUCUGAAAAAUUCUCAUCCAUCAGCCAUGGAAAACAUCAACAACAAAGAAUUAAGUAUUUGCAAGAAAAAAACAAUGGGGCGAAGGAAGAUCGAAAUAAAAAAAAUCGAAAAGAAAAGCAGUCUGCAAGUAACAUUCUCGAAGCGGAGAACGGGCCUGUUUCGAAAAGCCAGCGAACUCAGCGUUCUCUGUGGUGCGGAAAUCGCAAUUCUCGUGCAGUCUCCGGCGAAUAAGAUCUACUCGUACGGCCACCCUUCUGUCGAAACUUUGUUCCACCGCUACCAGACCGGCGGAGGUGGCGGAGCAGCCUCGAGUAUUAUCCCUUACAGGGAAGAUGGGAGGAGUAAGUACGAUGAAGCUGUAAAGAAACUCGAGAUAGUAAAGAGAUCAAUGAAGCAAGAGAGUAACAGUAGUAGUAAUACAAGAUUCUGGUGGGAUGAACCGAUGGAGGGCAUGGAACUUUACGAACUUGAGGAAUAUGCCGAAGCAAUGGAAGCUUUGAAGGAUAACGUCUUGCGCAGAGUGGACGAGAUGGAGAAGCAGAAAUCGAUCGCUGCUUCCGCUUCCAUGUGGGAUCUUGAUCCUACUUUCCAGAUUAAUUAUCAAGAUUUCGAUGUAAGUUAUAACUUUCUUGACUUUCCUUUAUGUUUUUAG
Messenger RNA from Erythranthe guttata (spotted monkey flower), 926 nucleotides. The record is from RefSeq and is a predicted model, not a curated record. NCBI's taxonomy places the organism in Eukaryota, Viridiplantae, Streptophyta, Magnoliopsida, Lamiales, Phrymaceae.